UCAUGAUCUCUUUGAAAAUACCUAUCUAUUCAAGUUAUUUUUUUCUUGCACAAAAACACAUGAGAGAGAUAAGGCUGAAUGAGAAGUGCACGUUAUCACUUCGAAACAUAAAUUGUUCAUGAUUGUGGCCUUGAAAGUUUUUCAGAUGAAUUUAUCAGGAAAAGCACUUUGAUUUGGUUGUAAAUAAAUAUUGCUUUGCCCAUCAAUGAAAAAAAAUGUAAUACUUAUACUGAGCUACUUCCUUUCUUUACUGUUAGUACAAUAAAUGAAAGACAUUGUUCAAAAGUUAAUAACUGCUGAUUGUUAGUAUCAAGUCACUAGCAAUACUUAAGUUACGUUUAAGGUGUUUAAGUUUUGUGGACCAUCAGUACAGUGAGAUGUUGACCCCACCCCCUUGGUUGUUUGCGAGGUCAAAGGUAAAUGUGACAAUCCCAGUUGAACUGUGGUAGCCCCUGUAAAUUGCAGUACAAGGCUGAUCAAACCCAAUAGCCUCAUGUGUUUUCAUUGGUUGACAUAUGCUAUUAAAAUGUCCAUGACUAUUAUUUUAUUUUUUUCUUUUGAUUUAUAAUUGGUAUAGGCCGUAUUUAUAUUAAUACAGAUGUUCAUUAUUCCUUCACUCCAGAUACUAGCUUCUUCAUACCAUUACAAUACACGGCUGUCACGUACACUCUGUUACUACACUGUCAAUACCUGAUCAUUGAAUAAACUCCUUCUCUACUCUUCAUGAAAGACAGCAAUUAUAUGAAGGUUUCAUGGCUGGUUGAUUCUCUACUUGGGUUACAGAAUAAACACAUUCACAUUUCUUUUUAAAUGCUGAUUUUCUCUUUGUCGCAAUAUUCUAUGCCUGUAUUGGUUAUGGUAAUAAAUGCCCAACUCUUUGGUUCUGGAAUAUUUACCAAUAAAAUCAAUACAUACUGAUCUACAUAUUCAAACUAUUUCAAUGAGUCUUUUGAAAAAGUACUCUUAACUACAGCAUUUACCAUUUCGUUCAACAUUAAUAUCAUUCAAAAUGUUAUUUCUUACAUUUCUUAUAUUUUGAAGUGGAUAACUUACGAGUUACGAGAGGGACUCAGCCUAAAUGCCAUUGAAAAUUAGAUGUUAUAUUAAUGCACGGAAUAACACAAAAUUAAAUCCCUGAAAGUGGAAGAUAGUGGCGCAUAUCAGACAAGGACGUAACCGGAUUUAUUAAGUGCCGGAACAUGAUCUCAGUGGAAAAAAACUGGUAUAUAAUAAGCAUUUCAAGCAAAUAAGGAUAGUGCCUGUUCCAGUCGAAAUAGACCAUGGGAGAGAGGUACCACCGAUACCCGCGGCAUCCGAUCGCAAAGCGACCGCCGGUCGAGGCUCCGCCACGCAUCGAGAUGAACGUCCGUCGGGGCUACUACGACCAGGUGCGAGAUGACUUUGUGAACCAUGAUGACGGUGUUGUGUGUACAUGUUACCCUCGCACCAGCCAACACACAGUGCCGUCCAUGUUCUACGACAAGAUCCAGUGUCCACAUAAAGACCACGCCCACAUACAGCCAGCUCACAACAACCAGUUCAACUACCCCUGGACGGCUAACUCCAUCGGCCGCAAGAGGGACGGAGAGGAUGACGAUCUCAGUGAAAGACUGUCGCUAAUAUCAGAGGAGGACGAUCAGCUCAGAUUCUCCCCGAAUCCGUUUCCCGCCAGGAACCUUGACCAGCUGUCAAUACGAACCGCCCCGCCACUUAUAGCACAGCCGGACUAUGAAAGCGAAGUGAAGCCUCCUUACACGGCGCCGGUUAAUGAUACACAGACGUUGCUACACGGCCGGCGCGCCCAGUCUAUGCAGGAUAUCCGGGACCCCGCCUACCGCUCCGAUGGCCUGCCCCACAGUCGAAAUAAUGCAAGUCUGACCCAGAGUCGAUUAUCAAACCGACAGUUUACAGGAACCUACGUCGACCCGCGGAAUGGGAAAGCAUACAACUACAACGUGAACUACGAAGGAGGGUCGCGCGCCCAGGCGUCACGAAAUCCGGCACCACGGCCCUCACCGGCCCGCAAACCCAUGACCGCCUCGUGACACAACCGUCCUUCUCGUGACGGGCCGCCACAUGAACACUGUUUGUCAACGAGAAACAUGUAGAAGUUGUUGUUCUGUGUGAAAUUGUAAUUUUAUUUUUGUCUCAAAACGUCAAGACGGAUUUUCAUAUGUCAAUGUGUUCAUGCCAGUUUCACAGUGUUAGCCAUUUGCAUUUACUUUGUUAUUGGUCAUUUUUUUAUUUAUCAAUAUAAUAGUUGUCUUGUUUUUAAAGCACGUCGUACAUCGUGUUUAUAAAUAUAAGGUUAAUGGCGACCGCUUGACCUCGAUUCUCUUACUCCUGGCGGGCGUAUACAGGUGAUUCUCAUACUCCUGGCGGGCGUAUACAGGUGAUUCUCAUACUCCUGGCGGGCGUAUACAGGUGAUUCUCAUACUCCUGGCGGGCGUAUACAGGUGAUUCUCAUACUCCUGGCGGGCGUAUACAGGUGAUUCUCAUACUCCUUGCGGGUGUAUGCAGGCGAUUCCAACAUCGCCCGAAGCCAAUCUUCUAUGGAUUUAUAUAUUUUAGUGUAUCCUUAAGAUUUGAGAAGCGAUAGACUCUUAACGUUUAAUUUCAUGGCAUCAUUAUUUCGUAAGCGGCGUGUUUAAUGUCGGGGUUCCAUACGUCAGACUAAGCCUACCUGCGCGAGGGACGGUCUGAUAGCUCGACCUCUUGAGGCGCUUCCUGUUCACAGCCUGAUCGCCCCUGGCUGCGGAGAAUUGCUGCUUUUACCAUAAUCUCUCACGUUCUGUUAUUUUAUUGCAUUUUCAUUGAUUUCGAACAAAUGUAUUUAAUGAUUAUAUAUGUUUUAUGUCAGAAUAAAUUUGGGUUUUAUAACUAG
Molecule: messenger RNA, 2884 nt
Organism: Mya arenaria
Lineage: Eukaryota; Metazoa; Mollusca; Bivalvia; Myida; Myidae
Exons: 3
Coding region: 1281-2045 (254 amino acids)
Source: RefSeq, a predicted model, not a curated record